This is a messenger RNA of Dermacentor albipictus, 1358 nucleotides long. Its product is annotated as phospholipid scramblase 1-like. The record is from RefSeq and is a predicted model, not a curated record. Gene Ontology annotation, cellular component: plasma membrane. Lineage: Eukaryota; Metazoa; Arthropoda; Arachnida; Ixodida; Ixodidae. Gene Ontology annotation, biological process: plasma membrane phospholipid scrambling. Gene Ontology annotation, molecular function: phospholipid scramblase activity.
GGACAGUCGCGAUCGCCAUCAUAAUCAUCCUACCCCACGUAAGUACUUAGCCGCGAACGCGGCCGGGGGUGGUCCGGUCCACACGACGACCAGCUGCGAAAGCACUACCCGACCAAUGGCCGAGCCAUCAGUGCAGGCUGCUGCUGAGAAGUCAGCAAAGGAAUUUCCGAAGACACUUAUCUGCUGACGGGCUUUCUUCAAAGGAAAGCGUUGUCGCAUGCACGAUGGCAUCAUGGCCGGCACCAUGGCCGGCAACACCACGAGCUGUCCCGGCAUGGCGAACAACACCCGGGGGAUGGCAGACAGGGCAGCCUAUGGUGUUCGCGCCGACCGCUGGAAUGGUCAGACAGCAAGCAACCGCGAUGCCCAUGGCCGAAACGCCGGUGGCUGAUGCGCAGCAUGGGACCUACGUUCCAAUGUGGACGCCGAGCUUGGCACCACCGGCCCUGCCCGCGAUCCCAGGCUGCCCCGCGGGUCUGGAAUACCUGACCAAGUUCGACCACCUACUUGUCCACCAGGUUCUACAGCCCAUGGAACUAUUCUUGGGAGUCAACCUGCCUAACAAGUACAUCGUGAAGAACGCCAUGGGACAGCUCGUGUUCAAGGCGACAGAGAGGUGCGAGUUUACAGCCCACAGGUUCGGCUCCAAGCGGCCCUUCACGAUGGGGCUAUUCGACUACCGCAACGACAAAGUGUUGCAGCUUGACCGACCACUUCGCUGUGACUGCCGCCUGUGUUGCUGUUGCCUCCAGGAAAUGGACGUGAAGGAUGCUUCCGGUGCCGCUAUCGGUUCCCUCCAGAUGCAGUUCACGCUGGCGUACCCGACGUUCUCGGUGCUGGACAGCCAAAAAAACGUUGUCCUGCUGAUCGAAGGUCCCUGCUGCCCAAUGUCCACCUUUGGUGGGGAUGUGAAGUUUGAUAUCCUAACCAACGAUGGCGUCACCGAGAUUGGCGCAAUAACCAAGGUCUCGAAUGGAUUGUUCCGGGAAGCCUGCACUGGAGCAGACAACUUCACCGUCACCUUCCCCUUGGAUUUGGACGCGAAGAUAAAGGCCGUGCUGAUCGGUGCGGUCUUUCUUCUUGACUACAUAUUCUUCGACAGUUGGGCCGGCGCAUGCUGCUGCGAUUGACAAGGCAACAUACUAAAUUAGUCUUGCGAUUAGUUGUGCCUCGCUAAACACAGCCACACGUUCCAGAAAUGCUGCAACUUUGCCAGACUUCCAGGCUUUUGGACAGCCGACGGCAUGUUUGUGAACGCAGACCCAAACGUAUUGUGGUGUACUACCGUAUUGACAGCAAGCUGACUCUUUCUGAUUUGUUGUCGUGCGUUUCUUGCGCAAUAAAUUUUUGAACGAGUA